Molecule: messenger RNA, 957 nt
Organism: Gadus macrocephalus (Pacific cod)
Lineage: Eukaryota; Metazoa; Chordata; Actinopteri; Gadiformes; Gadidae
Product: complement C1q-like protein 4
Molecular function (GO): protein binding
Source: RefSeq, a predicted model, not a curated record
UUGUGUUGACCAGUAUCAACCCCUGUUAUACAAGCUGCACUGGGGCUUGAAUAAAAGACCCAACCCCAGAGCUGGUAGAACACACCAAACCAAGUCAGUACCAAACCAAGAUCCACCUGAAGACAAACUAAACCAAGGGCAGACCAAGGAGCACCUCAAGCCCAAACAGAAGUCCAGAAGAGAACCAUGGAGCCAACGUUCCUCCUCUUGGUGGCCUUCAUCUUCUCCAGCGGCCAGUGCCAACCCCCCAGGGACCCCAGUGCCUCCCCGGCCGCAUGCCCGUCCGUCUGCCAGCCCGACAUCUGCUCUCUCAUCGGAGAGACGUCCGCCAUGAAGGAGCGUCUGGCGGCCAUAGAGAGCACAUCGGCCCCGGUGCCUCGGCUGGCCUUCACCGCCGUGCUGGGCCACGCCCUCGGCCCAUUCACCAUUGACACGGCGGUCAAGUACCCGCGGAUCAUCUCCAACGUGGGCAAUGGCUACAACCCGGCCACGGGCGCCUUUACUGCCGGCAUGUACUACUUCAGCUACACCAUGUUCAACAACGUUGGGCGUACACCCAACUCGGUGAUGUCGCUGAUGAAGAACGAGCAGAAGAUGGUGUCCACCUGGGACACAUUGGGGGAGGACAACGAGGACAGUGCCACCAACGCCGCCGUGUUACAGCUGGAUGCCGGAGACAACGUCUACAUCAAGCUCUACUCCACCCGCGAGGUACAUGACGACCUUAGCAGUACCGGCCUCUACAACACCUUCAACGGCUUCCUGCUCUUCCCUCUUUAAAAUGUAUGUCAGCCAUUUUGUGUGUUUUGAUGUUGAUUUCCCAGUGCGACGGUGGUUGAAAGGAGGGGUUGGCUGGAUUAGCGGUUUUUGUUGACAAAAAUACAUAUAUUUUGGCUCUGUAUAAAAGUAACGAAAAACUUUAAUACAAAUAAAAUAAAAUAUAAUGUUUGACAUUAA